CAGGGGCUUGUUUUACUGCACAAAACAACAAGGAUGAAGAUUUCAAGGGACGAUGCGGCAACAGAGAUAAUCGAGGAGGCGUUUAGCUGAAAGGCCAGCAGCGUUAUCUCCAUUUCCCGGUGUGAUUUACGCUACGAAAGUAACGCCAGGCAACUUGAAUAUCGACUGAACUGCAGAUGAAUGCCUGUGCCUUAAAGUGUCCCUGCAUUUGUUGUUAUUAGCUGCUAAUGCUAACCAUAGAAGUUGCGAGCUAGCUGGGCUAGCAAGCUAAUUGCUAAAGCGAGGAAAAGAUCAUUAGCCUCCUAUGUUUGAUUUACUUAUCGCUGUCCGGGGCGAGUAAUCUCGGCGUCGUGUAGCCUACUGUAGCUGAUGGAGCCAGCUAACCUUGGCUUCAGUAGUUCAAGAACUGAAGCUUUGGUUAAGCUUUUAAAGUACCAGCCAUAGUAGUUAACGUCAUCUAGUUAGCUUGCCAGUUAGCCACCACUAUACUUGGAAGAAUGAAUAGAAAACACCAUCAUUAUAAAGGGGCAGAAGUCAGCUGCUGCGUGAAAUACUUCUUAUUUGGAUUCAACAUUUUAUUCUGGUUACUAGGAGCCACAUUCUUGGCUGUUGGCCUGUGGGCAUGGGCGGAGAAGGGCGUGCUGGCCAAUCUGUCAUCCAUCACAGACCUCGGGGGCUUCGACCCGGUGUGGCUCUUCAUUGUCGUAGGAGGGGUCAUGUUCGUCCUGGGCUUUGCCGGCUGCAUCGGAGCGCUCCGAGAGAACACCACCCUGCUUAAAUUCUUUUCUGUGUUCCUGGGUUUGAUCUUCUUCUUGGAGCUGACAGCGGGGAUCCUUGCCUUCGUCUUUAAAGACUGGAUCAAAGACCAGCUCAACUUUUUCAUCAACAACAAUGUAAAGGCCUACCGUGAUGACAUCGACUUGCAGAAUCUUAUUGACUUUGCCCAGGAAUAUUGGUCCUGCUGUGGAGCUCACGGGCCCGACGACUGGAACCUGAACAUCUACUUCAACUGCACAGAGCCGAACCCCAGCAGGGAGCGCUGUGGAGUCCCCUUCUCCUGCUGUGUCAAAGACCCUGCAGAGGAUGUCAUCAACACGCAGUGUGGUUACGAUGUUCGGCUUAAAUUGGAGCUGGACCGGCAGAAAUAUAUCUAUACCAAGGGCUGUGUGGGACAGUUUGAGAAGUGGCUUCAGGACAACCUGAUUAUUGUAGCUGGAAUCUUUGUUGGUGUUGCACUUUUACAGAUCUUUGGUAUCUGCCUUGCUCAAAACCUGGUGAGCGAUGUGAAAGCUGUCAAAGCCAACUGGUGACAUGAGAGGUGAAGUGAGGGAGGUCCGCCCCUCACCCCCCAGCCAGGUCAACACCGCACACAAUGAGGACGCCGAGAACCUUCAACUCUGUCUACUUUGCCUUUGAGCUAAGCAGCACCCACGCACUCUCACACUAAACGUGCAGACACAAAGAGUUUACUCCCUCUUUAUCAGAGACACUUGAAUGGGGUGAGGAACAUCCCACACAAACCAAACAGUCAACACUUUGUUUACCACUCUGCUGGGAUUUUAACCCAAAUAUACAGAAGACUGUCCUGCCUACUUCAUAGUUAGAUUCUUACUUUUUUUAAUGUUUUUUCUCAUUUUGUUCUUUGGACAAGUGUAUUUAUGGGGCGCAGUUGCACACGGACCCCUUUUCAACUGGGAGUUUGGAAGCCAUGGAUAAAGCAAACAAAAACAUAGGAAAAGGGACAAUAGGUCUCCAUUUUAUGGUCAAGCGACAUUGUCACCGAGCCUCAGUGAGGGGCUGAACACCUCAUUCUACAAACAGCCUGUUUUAAACGUGCUUGUCACCACUUCCUGCUCUGGGGAAUCAUGGGCGACUGGCCGACCGUCAAAACAAACGCACGGAUUCCCCUGUGUGUCGUUUUUUCUCUCCAUCGUGACCUUUUAUGACCACUGAAAAAACUCUGAACACUGGCCGGUCAAGUCUGCAACUUCAAAUGUUUUCAGGAGACUUAAAUUCUAACUCAAAAUGUAAAGAAAAGUGCCAUUAAUUUCCAGUGAUAUAUUUGUCUCUUUCCUAUUCUCUUAAAUGGAAUUUCUGCACCACCCCCACAAUACCUCAGGUCUGAAAACAUGUGCUUUCUGCCACUGGUAAGAAAGCAUAUUUAUCUGUUUCCAUCCAUGUCUGUUGAAUUGAGAAGACUAACUUAAUGCAGAACACUGACAGUUCCUCGAAAGUCACCCUGUUUGCCCUGCAGUGAUUGUAUUAUCUGUAGAUUUACUGAAGGAUGUUGUAUUGUAUUACAUGAAAUGGCCUGGUGUGGUUAUGAUGGUGGAACUAUGCUAUACAGGGAAAGGGUUUACAGAUAGUGGAGAUUGUUGUUAUCUCUGAGCAUCCCUCAGGCACAUGGGAUUGCUGGUUUGGGGCCUUUUUUACUUGGCUUACGUCACCGCAUAUGUCUUAUAUUUUGUCCUCUGCAUUAUGAAAUAAGAAUAUUUGUCUGUUUUAAAGAUGUCCUUUUAUUAAUCCUUUAUAUUCUAUCUUUUCAUAGACUAAUUUUUUUUCUGGGUUCAUUAUUUGACUUCACCAGGCACCUGCUUUACCUCUGAACCAUCAGUCAACUGCAAAAAAGCUUUUGGAGACCAAAAUUAAAUCAUACGGCCACAAGCUAAAUGCAUAUGAUUUUGUCUGGCUACAUAUUGUGAUUAUAUUAGGAAUGCCAUAAUAACAAGUAGCAUUUAUAGAUAGCCCAAAUGUGAAUUUAUUGUCCCUUUUUCUGUGGGAAGUGCCAGUUGAAAUGAAAAGUCAAACAAAUAUUAAAAAAGUUACAGAACCGAUGUUAUCUUUAA
Molecule: messenger RNA, 2846 nt
Organism: Gymnodraco acuticeps
Lineage: Eukaryota; Metazoa; Chordata; Actinopteri; Perciformes; Bathydraconidae
Gene: tspan17
Product: tetraspanin 17
Exons: 8
Coding region: 498-1310 (270 amino acids)
Biological process (GO): protein maturation; protein localization to plasma membrane; regulation of vascular endothelial growth factor signaling pathway
Cellular component (GO): membrane
Source: RefSeq, a predicted model, not a curated record